AUGCAAAACGAACACUUAUUACCAGCAAGAGAUCCUAGUGGCAAUGAUACAAUAUCCUGUAUACCUGAUGUUAUUAAUGAUAAUUCAUUGAAUUCCCAUAAUAAUGACAAUCAUUUAAAUAUUUGUCAAAAUUAUCUAUAUCCGAUACAAUCAUCUUUAACAAUGACAAAUGAGUCUGUAUGCAUAAAUGAAUAUGAAUUAGCUGAACCAAUUAUAAAGUCUUCGUCUAAUGCAGAAGAUACAAAACUUGAAAAUGAAAAAGUUUUUAAUCGUGUAUUACGACGUAAGAAAAAACGUCAAACAACACGAGUAUCGAAAUCAAAACAUAAUCUUAUCAGAGAAAAUUUAGAAAAACAAGUUCGUGAAUUAGAAUUUAAACAAAAUCAUCUAUUAUCACAAGUUGAAAAUCUUCAAUUAUAUAAAGAACAACUUGAAUUAACAUGUAAACAAAUCUAUUCAAAUUAUAAAUUCAUUGGAUGA
Molecule: messenger RNA, 480 nt
Organism: Rotaria sp. Silwood1
Lineage: Eukaryota; Metazoa; Rotifera; Eurotatoria; Philodinida; Philodinidae
Source: the annotation of a GenBank genome assembly